UUGAUGGUUGACAUAUCCCAUGACAGCACUAUUGGGAUGGGUGGGUUCAAGAUGGCCCAUCCAGGAUGGCUCACCCUCACUCCUCCUCCAGUUUCUGGGCUUAGUUCAGUUCCACGCGAUGAAAUUGUGGUCAAACGGCCCUUUCACAGAGUUUUGUCACAGGCUGGUGGGUCAACUGAAGCCUUCAAGAUCGGCAGGUUUCCCAUUGUAGAUGAAUUGCCAAAGCUUUUUCGAGAAGCCAAUGUGCUAUACUGGGCAAGCUCCCUUUUACAGCUUACAUAUGACUUCAUCAACCAUCGCCUUGCUACCUCUUGUCCUCCUCCGUUCCCAGUUCCACGAGUACGAUUUGUGCAAGGUCAAGCAGUCAUAGCGGCUCCCUCUGGCAAGCUGGGCUCAAAAAGCAUCAUGUCAGGGUUGAAGCCCUGCCCUAUUCGAGCAGCUUAUCUCCUCAAAGAACUCAUUGAUGGCAGCGAAGAUGCAUUUGUCAAAUUUAUCCAUAACAUGGACACUGAUCCUUUGCUCAACAAACUUGACUGUGGCUAUGAUUUAGCAGUAUUCUUCGCAUUCACUCAACAUGUUCAAUAUGUGAAGACUGGUGGUUUAGCAUUUAUAUCUGAUUACCAAGGAAGCACUUCACUACUGAUUGAUCCUCAAAUAUUGACGGAUCCUGACAGACAGGAUAUUUUCAGUAAAGGAAACAUAGAAGUUGUGGUCACCAUGUUCAAGGCACAACAUGUCUGCAACGACUAUUGCGAAUGGGCUGGUUUGGAGAAGUUUCACUCGGCUGACUCGGUAGAUGAAAGUCGCGAUACAUAG
This is a messenger RNA of Suillus discolor, 816 nucleotides long. RefSeq lists its product as uncharacterized. The transcript is spliced from 3 exons. The record is from RefSeq and is a predicted model, not a curated record. Lineage: Eukaryota; Fungi; Basidiomycota; Agaricomycetes; Boletales; Suillaceae. The annotation marks the transcript as partial. Gene Ontology annotation, molecular function: ATP binding; protein serine/threonine kinase activity. Gene Ontology annotation, biological process: protein phosphorylation.